Messenger RNA from Mesorhabditis spiculigera, 334 nucleotides. The record is from the annotation of a GenBank genome assembly. Lineage: Eukaryota; Metazoa; Nematoda; Chromadorea; Rhabditida; Rhabditidae.
GGCUUCCACAUGCCAAUCGCCGCGCUCGCCAGAUGCCAAGAACCUUUUCGCUGACGCCGCUUUUGCAGGCACUGCCGAUGACGGAAAGGAUGGUUCUGUCUACAGCAGCGGGGGUGGGCGAUUCAUCAUGGUAUCCGGUGGAUUGCAUGGAGCAGAUACCAUCCAUCUGCACUUUCCGAAGCCGCACGUUGUUCGCUAUGCUUGCAAGGCCGCUCAUGGUAGCGUUUGGCUACCAUCAUAUCAGGGAGAUAUGUUUGGAGGGUACAUCUGCAAAAUCAAGCCUACGGCACCGUGCCAUCCCAAGCCGGCCGCCAACCACGAAAAACGCACGAUU